Messenger RNA from Nomia melanderi (Alkali bee), 3225 nucleotides. The record is from RefSeq and is a predicted model, not a curated record. NCBI's taxonomy places the organism in Eukaryota, Metazoa, Arthropoda, Insecta, Hymenoptera, Halictidae.
AUCGUGUUCUCUGCCUGUCGGUCAUUUAUCAUUAUUAAGUUACGAAUGUCCAGUUUCUAGUGUCGGUAGGAAAUUAACUACAAUGACUGACAACUCGUUGUUUUUCUCGUAUCGCUAAUGCCUCGUCGUCGUUCGAGCAUUGUUUAGAUCCGAAAGAACUCGCAGAAUAAUGGGUUUACUCGCAAUUACGAACGAAAGCGAUAAAAUCGACGAAUACGUACGAAUACGUACGAAUACGUACGAAUACGUACGAAUACGAUUCGAUACGAUUCACCAGCGAUUCAGCGUGUUGUAUUUUUAGCACGUGUCAUCAUCUUUCCAAAAGAACGCUUGACCCGAGUUACGUAAUCCUUAUCAAAUUCAGAAAUUUGUCUGGUAACGGCGAUCGCAUAGGGAACGAAUCAGAGAGAAUCGUGGUAAGAAGGAAGAACCGAAAUGCCAAGGGAUCGAGGAGAUCGAUCUAUGAAAUUGCUCGACGAUGGAUAGAUUCGGUUUCCUCGCGAUACCUCUCGCUUGUCGGAGGAAAUUUCAUGGACUCGAGGAACACGUUGGCAAACCACGCGUCGGCUGAACCUUGCUCGAGAGAUGUCCAGUUGUUUUCUAUCCUGUGGAGUUGCAGUUCGCGCGGUUCGUCGUUUCGACGUUUCAACGUUCGUCGACGAAAUACAAUGAAAAUGCUCGAGGAAAAUUGACGAAACUAGAAGAACAAUGCAAAAUUGUUACGACGACGAGGAAAACGGCGUCGUCCACAAGGAUGCGGUGAUUAUAGGAAAUGGACCGAGCGGUAUAUGCGUUUCUUACAUGCUCGCUGGAAAUUGGCCGUACUACACCGGCGAGCCGCAUCCCGGGGACGAGAUGUUGACCGCUAGGUUGCAUUGGACCACUACGCACGGCGAAGAAGAAGCCGAGAGGAAUAACGUAACGGGCAACAGACGCAACAACGGCCAGAACAGGCUGGAGGAGUACGACAGGAAAAGCCAAGAUGGGUGUUUGGCGCGCAGCACGCGACGCAAACUCAAGUGCCUCUCCUCCGGGCUGGAGGGCAGAGUCGGCGGCCGGCCGUUGGCUCUCCUGAUGGACCAGCUGCAACAUCCCUGCGUGGACAGUGGCCUCGACGUGCCGUCCCUUCUCGCGUGGAAGUCCGCCGAGCAGAAUUCCGAGCACAAACCGAUCGACCACGUGGUGCUCGGCAAGAGCCCGCCCGGCGGCACUUGGCAGUCGAUGGAUCCGAACGUGUUGACCAUCAGUUUGAAUCGGUGGAUGUCGCUGCCCGAUCUGGAUAUCAGGCAGUGGGAGACGAUGCUGGAGUCCGAGCAGCUCUGGAAAAGCAGGAAGACGGACGGCGAACCGUACGCGCACGAGUUUGACGAGAACCCGACCGUGUGCAAAACGGCUAGCAGAAUCUCUGCCGGAACAGUGGCCGCCUACUACAACGACUACGUACAGAGAAAAGGAUUGAAAGAGUACUUCCGAUGCGGGACCACGGUCACUUCCGUGAGAGAAGACGCACGGUACGGAUGGACGGUGGAGGGAUUCGAGACAGAAACUGGAAAACCGUUCAGAUAUCGAUGCAAAACGGUGAUCCUUGCCACAGGCAGCACAGACUCGCCGAAUCGGCUAGGCGUGCCCGGCGAGGACGCGCAUCCCGAGUGGGUCACGCACUAUCUGAACGAUCUCGAGUCGAAAUUGGAUCGACUGCUCGAUCGACUGCUCGAUCGACGGACGAACAUCGACUCCGGUUUUCCCUGGAGCCGUGCCGAUCCGUCUUCGUUCCAGCUGAAAAACGGCCACCACGAUUCCGUUUCGCACGAGCAUUCCGCGAAACGAAUCGAACCCGUCCUCGUGAUCGGCGGUGGUCUGAGCGCGGCCGACGCGAUCAUGGCCGCUCGUUUCCGAGGCAUACCCGUGCUGCACGCGUUCCGAGACACCACCACCGAUUGGGCGAAGUCGGAAGACGAAAAGCCGCAGCGCGUCAAGUACGAGAAACUGCUCGGUCUGCCCAGUUCCAUGUACCCCGAGUACCAUAAAGUUUACGAGAUGAUGGCCGACGGAGGUAGCAAUUAUCCGCUGUACAGAGCGUUGCCGGGAUACACGCUGCGCGAGUUGUGCGUAAACGGGAACGAUCGCAUCGCGGACACCGCGUCCGAACUGCGAACCGCCACGCUCUCGUCCCCGGAAGGUCGCGUCUGCACCUUCCGCGUCUCGAUCGUCGCCAUAUUGAUCGGCUAUAAACCAGACUUGUCCUAUCUGGAAGCUGGCGGCGUCGGUCUCGGAAAAGUUGCCAAUAAACCUAUCGACUGCAAAUCGAACCCGAUAGAGGUCGACGAUUUCACGUACGAGGUGAUCAAGGCGCCGAGAUCCGGUCUUUACGCUCUGGGUCCGUUGGUCGGCGAUAACUUUGUGCGUUACAUACUUGGUGGAGCGUUCGGAAUUUUAGUCCAUACGUUGAGGAGAUCCACCACCUGAGGCUGCCCUUCGAUAUUCACCGCUGAUCGUUCAUCUUUCACUCGUUACAGUUCGCGAAUGCGAUCAUGACCAUGACCAUGAUCGCGACGGCAGGCGCGAUCGAUGACAUAGAGAUACCCGUAUAGAUACACAUAAUAGAGGUAUCGUACUACAGAUACAUAGAUAGACGAAAACAAGGGAUUCGAUUGUACUCUUUACAGGGUAGUAUUUUUUUAAAUGCUCAAUCUAUGUACAAAGCCCUUAGAUAGUCGAAUAACGCGUCCAUUGAGUAGACGCGGUCGAACACGAUCAAUGAUAAGAAGAAGGUACUUUUAGAGGUAAAGCUAUCUCGUAACGUUACUCAUACCUUAAAAUAUCGCAGAUCACGUAAACCAGAAUAUUGCGUUUAUCGAUCUUUCCAUUUAUUAACACAUUUUCGAGUCAAUUGAAUGCGAUACGAUAUUUACGUUAACAAUGCGUAGAAUUGUAAUGUUCGUACGUGCCUUUACUUAAAUACUUUUCUCUUAUUAAAGAAGGAGGAUAACAUUUACACAAAAGCGUUUAGCUUGAUCGCGAAUCUUUUCUCUUUUAUUUAGGAAUUCAUUCAUGAAAAUGGCUCCUAUCGCCGUACUUACGAUAUAUUUUAUUACCAUAUAAAUUAUUGUAUUUUGAAACUAAAUGAACAUUUCAACUGGUAGAAAGUGAGAAGUGUAACACGAAUACGCGCGUCACGAAUCGGACGCGCACGGUGACACGCCAAUGAAAACUUUCUUUCGACUA